Molecule: messenger RNA, 2513 nt
Organism: Acanthochromis polyacanthus (spiny chromis)
Lineage: Eukaryota; Metazoa; Chordata; Actinopteri; Pomacentridae
Product: protocadherin alpha-8-like
Exons: 3
Coding region: 942-2513 (523 amino acids)
Biological process (GO): homophilic cell-cell adhesion
Cellular component (GO): plasma membrane
Molecular function (GO): calcium ion binding
Source: RefSeq, a predicted model, not a curated record
CUUUGUCUGUCAUCUCAGCAGUGCAAAGCAUUGAACCAAAUACACCAGCCGACAAAAUCAUCUCGAUCGCUCUGGAAAUACGCGACGCUCAGUGGAUUGAAUUAAUCGUUAGUGAUAUAAAGAGGCUCCUGUGAGUCUAUGUGCUUUUGAAUAACGAUGGGGACACACAUUACACCUCGGAAAAUGGACUGCUCGUGGUUUGCUUUGGCUCUGCUGAUUUUUGUUGGAAGAGACGCUCUGGCUCAGAUACGGUACUCUGUUCCAGAGGAGGUACAAGAAGGAACUGUGGUUGGAAAUGUUGCCAAGGAUCUUGGCCUUGACAUCGCUUCUUUGACGGAUCGACGUUUCCGUGUUGUGACUGAAAGUAAGAACGCAAUUUUUGAGGUAAAUCAGAAUAAUGGGGCAUUGUACGUCAGCAGUCAUAUUGACAGAGAGGAGCUCUGUGAGGGCAGCGGUGCUUGUUUGGUGGAGCUAAAGAUCCUUGUGGAAAAUCCGUUGGAAAUACAUUAUGUGGUGGUAGAAAUUACUGAUGUCAAUGACCACUCUCCUAGUUUCCUGAAAACGAACAGAGAUUUGAAAUAUGGGAACAAACACUACCAGGAAGGCGAUUCCAGUUGCACACUGCUCACGAUCCCGAUGCAGGAAUUAAUUCUAUUCGUACAUACACGUUAACGUCAAAUGAACACUUUGAAAUAAAUCUCCGUCAAAGUGAUGUGGGAAAGAUACCAUUUUUAGUGCUGAAGAAACCGUUAGAUAGAGAACAAAAGAACAAACACACGCUGCUGGUUACAGCAGUCGAUGGAGGUAAACCUCCCAGAUCAGGAACACUGAAUGUGUCUAUUAUUGUUCUUGAUACUAAUGAUAAUCGCCCAAUAUUUAGUCAGGAGAUUUAUCAAAUCUCAAUAAAAGAAAACAUUCCUGUUGGCACUUCAGUGUUUAAAAUGAAUGCGACUGAUCGAGAUGAGGAAACUAAUGGAGAAGUAGAAUACAGCUUUGGAAAAACUCUGAGGCGGAAAGUUUAUGAUAUUUUUGAACUGGACAAAUUAACAGGAGAAAUUAUAGUAAAGGGAAUGGUGGACUUUGAGGAAAACGACUUAUAUGAACUGGACGUUGAGGCAUCAGAUAAAGGAACACCUCCAUUAACGGGUGAAUGUAGAGUAAUUAUAAAAGUUAUAGAUGUUAACGAUAAUCCACCAGAAAUACAAGUGACAUCACUGUCAAAUACAGUGUCUGAAGACUCUAAGCCUGGAACAGUUAUUUCAUUACUUAGUGUGAAAGACAAAGAUUCUGGAGUCAAUGGAAAAAUAAUCUCAAUCAUAAUCAAUGAAGUGCCUUUUGAGUUGAAGCCAUCAUAUAAAGAAAACACAUAUUCAAUUGUCACUAAAGGAUUUUUGGAUCGAGAGCAGGUGUCUCAUUAUGAAAUAACAAUUAAAGCCACAGACUGUGGUGAGCCUCCUUUGUCUACAUUUAAAACUCUCAACAUUCAAAUUUCAGAUGUAAAUGACAACAGUCCACAAUUCUCACAAAACUCACUGCAGUUUUACCUGCUAGAAAAUAAUGUUGCUGGAGCUUCAAUAUUCUCUGUAAGUGCAACAGACAAAGAUUUUAAUGACAAUGCAGCUAUUUCAUAUCAUAUUGUGAGAGACGGGAACCAAAAUGGCAUAAUGUCGUUUCUAAAUGUCAAUUCAGAAAACGGACAUAUCACAGCACUGAAAAGUUUUGACUUUGAAACACUGAAAACUUUCCAGUUCAAAGUUGUUGCCACAGAUUCUGGAGCUCCGUCUCUCAGCACCAAUGUCACAGUCAACGUGUUCAUUCUGGAUCAGAACGACAACGCUCCAGUCAUCCUGUAUCCACUCAGCUCCAAUGGAUCUGCUGAAGGUGUGGAGGAGAUUCCCAGAAAUGUCAACGCAGGACACUUGGUCACCAAAGUCAGAGCCUAUGACGCUGAUAUAGGAUAUAACGGCUGGCUGCUCUUCUCACUGCAGGAACUCACUGACCACAGUCUCUUUGCUUUGGACCGAUAUACAGGACAGAUCAGAACACUUCGCUCAUUCACAGAGACAGACGAGGCUGAACACAAACUGGUCAUACUGGUCAAAGACAACGGAAACGUUUCACUCUCAGCAACAGCUACUGUCAUUGUCAAACUUGUGGAGCCCAAAGAGGCUUUUGCAGCGUCUGAUGUCAAAAGUGCAGCAAAAGUAGAUGAGGAUGACAAUGUGACAUUUUAUCUGAUGAUAACUUUGGGAUCAGUUUCUGUGCUUUUUCUCAUCAGCAUCAUCAUUCUGAUUGCAAUGCAGUGCUCCAAAUCCACAGACUAUACUUCCAAAUAUCUACAAGAGACUAAUUAUGAUGGGACACUGUGUCACAGCAUCCAGUACAGAUCUGGAGACAAACGCUACAUGUUAGUUGGACCCAGAAUGAGUAUCGGAUCUACUAUAGUUCCUGGAAGUCAUGCAAAUACUCUCGUGCUUCCUGACAGGAGGAGGGCAUCUGAAGAGACAGACUGA